Messenger RNA from Schizosaccharomyces cryophilus OY26, 1833 nucleotides. RefSeq names its product WD repeat containing cyclophilin family peptidyl- prolyl cis-trans isomerase Cyp9. Gene Ontology annotation, molecular function: peptidyl-prolyl cis-trans isomerase activity; protein binding. Gene Ontology annotation, biological process: protein peptidyl-prolyl isomerization; protein folding. The record is from RefSeq and is a predicted model, not a curated record. The transcript has 2 exons. The coding region runs from base 1 to 1833 and encodes 610 amino acids. NCBI's taxonomy places the organism in Eukaryota, Fungi, Ascomycota, Schizosaccharomycetes, Schizosaccharomycetales, Schizosaccharomycetaceae.
AUGAAAGAUGAUCGAGUAUCAGAGAAUGCAAUUCAAAGGGAUGCUCCUCCAUUAAAGAAAAUAAAAAAACAAAAUCAGUUUUCAUCAUUAUUGGAAAAUAUUCCUAACGCUGCAAGAUAUCGUCGUUCCUUUAUGCACAAAGACACGUUACAUUCAUGUUAUUCUACGAAAAGCAACCUCAUUUUAACGAUUAGUUAUGAUGGACAUGUCAAGUUUUGGCAUAAGACAACGGAUGGGAUAGAAUAUAUUAAAGAUUUUCCCACACACAAUGGGAAAAUCAUCUCUACUUAUUUAAGUAAGGAUGAAAGAAUCCUUGCUACUUGUGCUGAUGAUAAUACUGUAAAGGUAUUUGACAUUGACAGCAUUGAUAUGGUAAACAUUAUUGAUUUAGAUUUUGUACCAAAUGAUUUGGUUGCGUUUAGUACACCGUCUAUGAAGGAAGAGAUGCUGGCUGUUUCUGACGCCAAUACACCGUUAGUGUAUUUCUUUGAUUUAGAAGGGGACGGUAACGUUCUGUAUAGUGUAAAAAAACAUUCGUUCCCGGUACAUGUAUUGGAAUACAUAAACAGCUUAAACUGUAUGUUGUCUGUUGAUAAAGGUGGCAUGGUGGAAUACUGGUGUCCAGAGGAGCCAUUCCAAAAACCGAAUGGACAGGGAAUAUUUGAGCUAAAGAGUCAAACGGAUUUGUAUAUUUUUAAGAAAACAAAAAGCAUUCCAUCAUCUAUCCAGAUCAGUCCUUCGGAAAAGAUUUUUUCUUCAAUUUCGUAUCCGGAUUGGAAGGUCCGAGUAUUCGAUGUAAAGAGCGGGCGAAUCUUGCUAGAAUUUGAUGAGCAUCCUUUAAAUGCGGCGAAGGAAAUGGAGCAGGCGUUAGAAAAGGAAGAUGUGAACUCUUUGUAUUUUAUGAACCAGGUGGAGUUUGGAAGAAGAUUGGCUAUAGAAAGAGACAUAGAGCGAUCUGGGUGGAUGGCUGAUACCAUUGCUAUAUUUGAUGAAAGUGAAAAUUAUAUUAUUUAUGGAAGUAUCCUUGGAGUGAAGAUUCAGUCGAUUUCGGAUGGAUCGCUGGUACGAGUACUUGGUCGAGACGAAAGCAUCCGUUUUGUGAAAGUGUCGCUAUAUCAGGGUGCGCCCAAGAAAGGAAAAAUGGCGUCUUUGGAAAUUAUGGCCAGCAAUAAUCCCUUGGUUGAAGAAAGCUUUCGCAAGGAUCCAACUUUAUUCUGUACUGCAUGGAAAAAGCAGCGCUUUUAUUUAUUUGGAUCUGCUGAUGAGAAUAUUACUUUGACUGAUCGAGAUACACUAAAUGAGCAUACAGUUGGACUCACGAAGGAAUCAAACAAACCUGAAGAAAGGACUGCUUUGUUAGGGAAAGCUGCUGUACUGCACACUACCCAAGGAGACAUCAGCAUCAAGCUUUUACCUGAAGAAGCACCUAAGGCUGUUCAAAACUUUACCACUCAUGCAGUCAAUGGAUAUUAUGAUAACACAAUCUUUCAUCGUAUUAUAAAAAAUUUUAUGAUUCAAGGAGGGGAUCCAUUGGGUGAUGGCACUGGAGGAGAAUCUAUCUGGGGCAAGGAUUUUGAGGACGAGUUUUCCCCAAACUUAAAGCAUGAUCGUCCUUUUACCGUCUCAAUGGCGAAUUCAGGGCCCAAUACAAAUGGCUCUCAAUUCUUCAUUACGACUGACUUGACUCCCUGGUUGGAUGGAAAGCAUACGAUUUUUGGUCGUGCUUAUGCUGGAUUAGAUGUUGUUCAUCGUAUUGAGCAAAGUGAAACGGACAAAUAUGAUCGUCCUCUUGAGUCCACAAAAAUAAUUAACAUUUCCAUCUUGUAUAAUUAA